Molecule: messenger RNA, 9308 nt
Organism: Rhineura floridana
Lineage: Eukaryota; Metazoa; Chordata; Lepidosauria; Squamata; Rhineuridae
Gene: RFX7
Product: regulatory factor X7
Exons: 9
Coding region: 452-4969 (1505 amino acids)
Biological process (GO): regulation of transcription by RNA polymerase II
Molecular function (GO): DNA-binding transcription factor activity, RNA polymerase II-specific; RNA polymerase II cis-regulatory region sequence-specific DNA binding
Source: RefSeq, a predicted model, not a curated record
CCCUCCCUCCCUCCCUGAGCGACAGGAGGGCGGGCGGAGCGACUGAGGCUGCGCGCACGACUGGCUGCCCGGCCGGCCGAGUCGGCAACAGCGGCGGCGGCAGGUCGUGGAGGCCGCAAGCGGGCGGAGGGGCGCUGGUGCUGCGCGGCGCCGGGCUCCCUCGGCUGGCCUUCCUCCUGCGCGCCCGGCCGCGAUGCGCCUCCCUCCCCGUCCCUGGGCGUAGCAGCGGCUCCUCCUCCUCCGGCGGCUUCGGCUCCUGCUCGGGUAUGCGCCGCUUCAGCCAGCAGCCGGGCCAGGCGGCUCCCGCGAGGGCUGCAGCGGUGGCUGCUGCUGGGGCGGCGGCGGCGAGGAAGGCCUAGCCGAGCGAGCGACCCAGCCGCGCGCCCUCUCCGCCCGCCUCCCUUCCCUUCCUCCUCCUCCUCCUCCUCCAGGCAGCCCCGACCCGGCAGUGAUGGCAGACGAGCCGCAGCAGCAGCAGCAGCAGCAGCCUCCGCCUCAGCCGCCCGAAGCCCCCAGUGGGGGCGGCCCGGGAGUGGCGGCAGCGGCCCCCCCUUCGUUGCCUGCGCUGGUGCCCGGGCUGCAGGGGACCGAAGCCAGCGCGCUGCAGCACAAGAUCAAGAACUCCAUCUGCAAAACUGUACAAUCUAAAGUGGACUGCAUUUUGCAAGAAGUUGAGAAGUUUACAGAUCUACAGAAACUCUACCUCUACCUUCAACUGCCUUCUGGUCCCAGCAAUGGAGAGAAAAGUGAUCAGCUGUCUGUAUCAUCCAGCCGCGCACAACAGAUGCAUGCCUUCUCCUGGAUCCGGAAUACCUUAGAGGAGCACCCAGAGACAUCCCUCCCCAAGCAGGAGGUGUAUGAUGAGUACAAGAGCUAUUGUGACAAUCUUGGCUACCAUCCAUUAAGUGCUGCUGACUUUGGAAAGAUCAUGAAAAAUGUCUUUCCCAACAUGAAGGCUCGCCGUUUAGGCACAAGAGGCAAAUCAAAAUAUUGUUAUAGUGGACUUCGGAAGAAAGCUUUUGUACAGAUGCCGACGCUUCCCAAUCUUGACUUCCAUAAAACUGGAGACGGGCUGGAAGGGACGGAGCCUUCUGGGCACCUGCAGAGUGCUGACGAGGAAGUGGUGUCAGCCGCCUGCCAGCUGGUCUGCCAGUGGGCCCAGAAAGUGCUCAGCCAGCCCUUUGAUUCUGUCUUGGAUCUGGCCCGCUUCCUGGUCAAAAGCCACUACAUCGGCACGAGAUCCACGGCAGCGCUGACUGUGAUGGCGGGUGCCACAGCAGGACUCAAAGGGAUCCCCCAGCCUUCUGCGUUCGUUCCUACUGCGGAAAGCCAUUCCUUCCAGCCCCAGGCCAAGACCCUGCCCUCCCCGAUGGAUGCCAAGCAGCAACUGCAGAGGAAGCUCCAGAGGAAGCAGCAGCAGGAGCAGAAGUUGGCGUCGCCGUUGCCGGGAGAGUCCCCGGCCAAGAAGGCGGAGGGUCCCGGGGCCAACGGGGCCACCAGCCUGCCGAACGGGAGCCCGGCUAUCUUGUCCCCCCAGCCCAUCGGCAUUGUGGUGGCUGCUGUUCCGAGCCCCAUCACGGUGCCAAGGACCCGGCAGCUGGUGACAUCACCGAGUCCCAUCAGCUCAGCCGAUGGCAAGGUUCUUCCACUCAACGUCCAGGUGGUCACCCAGCAUAUGCAGUCCAUCAAGCAGUCACCAAAGACCCCUCAGAACGUCCCUGCCAGUCCCGUGGGGGACCGUUCUGCCCGGCAUAGGUACCCUCAGAUCCUGCCCAAGCCGGCCAGCACCAGUGCGCUCACCAUCCGCUCCCCGACGACUGUGCUCUUCACAAGCAGCCCCAUCAAGACGGUGGUCCCCGCUCAGCACAUGAACGUGGUCAAAAUGACCACCAUCUCUCUUGCUCCAAGCAGCAGCAGCAGCACCAGUAGCCCACCAGUCAAACACGCGCCGUCGGCUGGUGGUGGUUCCGGAGCAGCGGAAGACUUGAGGACUGUCCCGCAGGUCCAGAAUGGGCCCCUUGUUUCCCUUCAGCCUCCGAGGCCCAAAGCGAGUGGGGGAGGUGGCCUGGCUCUCUCUGUAUCUGCCAUUGAGGUCAAAAUGGAGCCAGAGGCAGCCGUGGACGAGGCUGUCCUGCGGGGCCAAGAGAAUCCAGACACCUCCAAAGCUGCCAAGGUUGCUCUGAGUGCCUUGGCUGGGCAGCAGAGGAGAAGCGAACCGGAAGCCUGGACAGUUCAAGCGGGGGAGGGUUGCAGUGCAGGGAAACGCAUGCAGGGCCCUGACCAGAGGAGAGAGGAGGCAGGGAGGAAAAGCCUUGCCCAGCCCCCUGAGUCUUCCCCGGAGACUCACCCAGGCCCACUCCCUCUCUCGGUUGUGGCACAGAGCCUCUUGGGCACCACCAGCAGCACCUUACCUCCCAGUGGCGACAAGGGGGGCAGCAAAAGUCCAAGGAAGCGGCUGCCGUCUGUCUUUGCAGACUCCCAGGGCCCCCCGAUCAAGAAGCUCUCUGUGGGGCAGGUCUCUGCAGCUGGCACAGAAGCCCCGAAAGCUAGCGGUGUGAAGAAAGUGCAGCCGAGAGUGGUGGCUCUGGCAAAGAGCGAUGGCGCUGCAGGAUUUGUCCAAGUGCCCAGCAGUGUGACGAUCAAGGUCCAUUCUGCAGUGCCAAGCAGCCUGGUGACCCCCCGUCCCCUGGAUGGUGGUCUUGUCGUCAGCGACAGCAGUUCUGCUUUAGGACGCCAGCUGGCGCCCUCAUCUCCAGAGGUCAAAGUGAAGUUGGAGGGAACCAUGUUUGUCUUAGAAAGCAUCUCUAAGCCCGAUGACAGCUUUAACCCCAACAUAUGGCAGCAUCUCACAGAGAGCUCAGACUUCGCCCCUGUGAACUGUGGGGAGGAACAGCAGCGGCAGCCGGAGGAGGAGGAGGAGGAAGAGGAGGAGGAGGAGGAGGAGGAGGAUCUCAGUGUGAUGAUGCUUGCUGGACACACCAGCUCCGAGACCUUGCCGAAGUCUGUCUGGGAGCCAGUGCACUUUGAAGGGCUCCAGCAGGCAGCCGCCUACGGCCCGCAAGGGCAGAGUCAGGGGCAGGAGCCCUCUUUGGAGGAGCAGCUGCAAGCACAGACUUCAAGCCAGCUAGCUCUGCAGCCGGAGCUCAAAGAGUUUGAGGACACAGCUUCGCAACCCAACGAGAACUUCUUUUCCUUUGACGACGACCUGACCCAGGACAGCAUUGUGGAGGAGCUGGUGCUCAUGGAGGAGCAGAUGUCCAUGAGCAGCUCACACCUGUACAGCACGUCCCUGGGAAUGGCCCUGCAGAGCCAGGGGGCGGCUCAGGGGGCGCCCUUGUCCUCUCACUCAAGCAGCGCCCACUUCUACCAUCCGAUCCACAACAACGGCACUCCUGUUCACACCCCCACGCCCACCCCAACUCCCACACCCACCCCGACACCAACAUCGGAAAUCGUUGCCGGGUCACAAGGUAUGUCGCGAGAGAGUCCAUGUUCCAGGAUGGCCCAGACGACACCUGUGGAUAGCGCUUUGGGGAGCAGCCGGCACACGCCAAUCGGCACACCACAUUCCAAUUGCAGCAGCAGUGUCCCACCGAGCCCUGUGGAGUGCAGGAACCCAUUUGCCUUCACGCCAAUAAGCUCCAGCAUGGCCUACCACGACGCCAGCAUUGUUUCAAGCAGCCCCGUGAAGCCUAUGCAGCGGCCAAUGGCCACCCACCCUGAUAAAACCAAACUGGAGUGGAUGAACACCGGGUACAGCGGAGUGAGUAACCCAGCGGUUUCUAGCCAUGGAAUUCUCCCAAGCUACCAGGAGUUGGUGGAAGACCGUUUCAGGAAGCCUCACGCCUUUGCGGUUCCCGGCCAGUCCUACCAGUCUCAGACGCGGCACCACGAGGCCCAUUUUGGCCGUGUGACCCCAGUCUCUCCUGUCAGCAGCAACAAGCAGGAAGGUUUUGCUGUGCCUGCGCCCCUCGACAACAAAGGGGCAAGUUCCUCUCACAAUAGCCAUUUCAGGUGCCGGAGUGUUAGUCCUGCUGUCCAUCGCCAGCGCAAUCUUAGCGGGAGCACCGUCUGCCCUCUCACCAGCAUGCCACGCUCCAGUGCAGUGGCAGGGGUAACGUCAGCAACAGUGGCGACGGCCGUAUCUUUUGGCAGCCCUGUCACUGUGGAGGUCCACAAUGUGUUUACAAACAUCCAAGCAGACACGAGUGCCCACAGUCUCGCCCAGCGGAGUCAGUCGGUCCCGUUGACUGUCAUGAUGCAAACGCCUUUCCCGCCUCCUCAGAAGCAGACCAAUUCUAAAAAGAUAACAAAUGUUUUGCUAAGCAAGCUUGAUUCGGAUAACGAUGAUGCGGUGAGGGGCCUAGGGGUCAAUAACCUCCCCUCUAAUUAUACAGCCAGGAUGAACCUGACUCAGAUCUUAGAGACCUCUUCAGCGUUUCCAAGUGCCAACAGCCAGAACGUGCUCAGUCCCGGCCCUUCAGUUUUUGAGUUCCAAACACCAAGUUACCUCAUGAAAAGCAGCAGCACCAGCAGCAGCAGCAGCAGCAGCGAUCAGAUCCCAUUUGCUCCUGGGGAUAGCCAAGCACAAUUGGAGGCCGGGGAGCCGCCGCCGCUACCGCCGCCGCUGCCGCCGCUGGAUUUCAGCAGCACCGUCAAAGACCUCCUGGUGGAGAGCGGCCAGCAGCUGGUGGCUUCUGAUCUCAGCAGUGUGGCCUCUGUCUUCUCCAGCGACAUCAGGAUGGCUUCUGAGCUCUCAGGCAGCAUUAAUGAUUUGAACUCUCUGGACGCAAACCUGCUCUUUGACCCAGCUCACCAGCAAGGGCAGGACGAUGAGGCAACGCUGGAAGAACUGAAGAACGACCCCUUGUUCCAGCAGAUCUGCAACGAGUCCAUUAACUCUAUAACUUCGGCAGGUUUUGAUUGGAUGGAGAGCAAAGACCACCCUGCUGUUGAAAUGUUGGGUUGACUGUUUUUAAUUAAUAAAUAAAAUAAAUGUAAUAUGUAUGUAGCACACUGUUUCUAAAAGACAGACAAGACCCGGCCUUGUAUUUGUCUCAGUGGAAGUGCCUCCUGCAGCAGAAACACAGACUGUGACUUCAUUGUGGCAUUUAAAAAAAAUUGCUCUACCAGCUGCUUUAUUCUUCAGCAGGGAAUAUUAAGUCUUAUCUAUUUUAAAGACAUUUCUGAAGGAUACAGCCUGAUCCAGAGCCAGUAUUUGGUUUUAAAAUGUUACACACCGAACAGCAUUUUUUUCCUGUUGCAAAAGGCAAAGUGGCUAAUUAGCAUUCAGGGUACCAAGAGUGUAGUGAGUCUAAAUUACUAAUGAAAGGGGUACAGCCCCCCAAACAGCAUUACUGGGCUCUCCCCAUACAUUUUGGUCAGUGUUGCAUUGAGACCCAUGUUGUGCUGUUCCUUGGGCUGCCAAGCAAGCUCCAUUGGAGCGAAUGGAAGUUGCAGAGCAACAGUGUCCGUUGGAUCCAGAGUGCCAGGCACACUUGGGUGUGGACACAGGGCUCUUGCCCUGUGGCAGAGGGCACACCCAGCUGUGAGGAGCGUGCGUGCAGAGGAAUGGGGAAAGCCACCCAGGAGGCAGAGUUGCUUGUGCAUAUUAGCACAGAUUGCUGGAUUGGACGAUGACUCAGAGUUGCUGCUUCCAAAAAAUUCUGAGCUUGGUACCACCUCCUGUUUUUAUGGCUGUUCAAGAAAUCACACGUGUGGCUUCGUGGCCACGGAUAAUGGCUGAGAAAGGCAGUGGCGGCUAGGGGUCACGGCUGGCCACGCAGCUGGAGGUGAUGGUGUGAGAACUCUGUCCGACACCAAUGCAUCUUAAAAAGACGAGAAAGGGCUAACAAGGGGGAGCAGUCGAGAGGAACUAUCAAGGAGACAGAAGCACUGAACAUUUUAUCAAAAAGAAAGCCUCCUUAGUCUUUUUUAGUCAUGUGUAUCUUCACAAUCUCAGCUUAAAACAAUAUUGUCAGUUUUUAUUUUUAAUACUGGUUUUAAUAUCCUUGUUGGAAACUAAUUCUGAGCUCCGAGAUGUAAUAAAUUUGUGUUCCGUGCCAUUGGACGCCUAUUCUGUAGGGGAUGUAUUAAAUUUUUUAUUUAUUUAUCAGAAUUUGAAUCACCUGCAGUUUGGCCGGAAAUUUCCCCAAAUUGCCCAUCCUUGUUCAUAAACGAGACUCGGGUGCAGACAAGUGCCUGCCUCGUUACUGGUGGGCAAGUGCACUGCUCUUUCCUGAAAAGUUGAUAGAACCAAAAAUAAUGGAUCUUGGUUGAUGGCGCAUAAAGAUGAAUUUUCAUAGAGCCAUAAGUGCUUACCAGGUGCUGUGGUGUACAGACACGCCUUGGGACUACUUCAGAUUCUGGGGCACACAGUCCCCUGGGAAGCUGCCCAUCACAAACCCCCUGGAGGUUGAUGGGGGAAGGCGCAAGGGUGCCCAGUUGCCAUCCAUUGAGAGUGGAUUUGCCGAGGGGGAGAUCCCAGGCGAUCGAGCCCUUUGCCUUUCAAAGGGGUUGGGAAGAGAAAAAGGAUAGUCAUCAACUAACUGGGCCUGACUUAUGCAGAAAAAAAUAGUAUCUGUACCCACCCUGUGUCGAACUUGCCCUCAGCUGGAUUUCUUGAGUCAUGGCUGCAGGACAUGGUUUCCCUGGUGCUUGGAGCCGGCACUGCUUUGGCUGCGUUGCUGUCUCUUUUAACCAGCUCUGAUCGUUUUGCAUCUGCCAACGUGCAAGUCAAGGGUGAGGGCCAGGAGCUGCCUGGGGUACUAGAGAGAAGCCCUUGCAAAUGGUGGUCCAUGAGAGUGGGCAAGCAGAAGAUCCAUCAGCCAGUCAUGGCUGGUGUUUGAAAUUCUGUCAGACUCUUUGGUCCUGAGCUGCACGUGUGGGAGCAGUUCUAGCGUGAGUGGCUUCCGGGUCACAGGUCUGGUUAUUGCAUUUUUGGGAAGAGCUUUUCCUAGAGUGGCUGUUCCUUUUUCCAUUCAAAGUGCUAGAAACCAGCUUUGUGAUGUCAAACGCCGCAAUUUCAGGCCCUGCAGAAGGGUUGCCCAUGUGAUGGGGCCAGCACCUUACUGGUACAGGAGCCAUACUUGGCCCCUCUAAAGGCAGGGGGGCAGGGAGCAAGGCCCAUGGGGAGUUUCUUGGGCCCUUGUGGUGUGUGUCUGGAGCUAUGGCAGUGACUGGAGGCCAGGAGGAGGGGUGGUGGUGUCUGAUCUGAAGGGGAGGCCAGAGCAGCGGCUGCCCAUCCGAGUGCCAGGGAAGUGGGACAAGAAGAAACUCCCACAGCGAGUGCCAUGGUGCACCGAUAGAAUCAGAUGUCUGUGUGGGUUUUGGUUGCAAUUUCUAAGAUUAUAUAUAGUGUGUGUGUGUUUUCUGAAAAGCCUGCAACUACAAAGAAACGAAUUGGGGCUUUCUCUUUGAAUUUGGGCUUCGUCCGUGAUGUGACGGUGGAUCUCAACAUUUCCCAGAGCGGCCCUAAAGAAGGUACCCAGCGCAGGCAGGCAUAUAUGGACCCUCCUCCGUUUGAGCACCUUUGCCUCACCAACCACCCUUAGACCCUCUGCCCCCCUCCAGGAGCAGCACCUGCUGGUUUGUCUCUGGUGGUGAUCAGGUGCAGCAACCGGGGGGGUGGCAGCAGUUGUCUGCUCGUGUGGCUCACCACCACAGGCCAUCAAUGGCUAAUGCUUCUGAUUGGAUAGGAGGCUGGUGUCGCUCAUAUCCAGAGCAUUUGCCGGGGGGGCAUGGAGACCCUGUCCUGUAUUUUGUUGAAUAUAUUGUAGAUACAGGUUCAGAUUGUUGGAUUUAAAUCAGUUUUAAAAGUGAAAUAUCCAAACUAUCAUGUGACCACUAUCAUUCUGCCCCCACCCCCAAAAAAGGCUUGCUGCCAUAAUUUUGAAACACCACUGGAACAUAAUUGUCCUUUAACUUCAUUUAAUAAUCGAACUAGGAAUACUAUGAUACUUUAAAGUAAAUUUAAUAGAAGUUCACUUUUAAGGGAGGACCUUGGGAAAGCAGGGGCGCUAAAAUGCCACUGUAAUGAUGUGAGGGCCAAGAUGGAGUUGCGAUUGCUUUGGGGUCUUGUCCGUGGGAUAGCUGUUGUAAUGGGCAGCUUGCUGGGGUUCUCUUCCUUGGGCUUGCACCUCCUUUACUCUCUACUUGCAAAUAGGGCCUUGCUUCACACCAAAGUAUGCAGUUCCCAGGGGAGGCAGGAAGACCCUUUCUAUCAGAUGGCAGCGCCCCACCACUGCGACAGUCCUAACCCUGCGCUUACAUUCUUGGCUUUCUACAAGGAUGAGAAUUUUAUGAUGAAAUUGGUUCAGAGCGUUGCUCUCUUUAGGAAAACAUACUUUAGGAAAGUAUUGCCAAGAAUAUUUUGGAUUUGUUUGGCAAGCCCCUGGGACUGUGUGGAGUUCAGCUACUGCACUAAAACUUCUGUUGAACUGUGGCAGGCACAUUCCUUAGGAUAAAUGCAACCAUACGGCCCACAGAUUAAAAAGAAAGAAAAACAAAUGACUACAGAAAACUUUUUAAAACGUAUUUCAUUAUUUAAAGGCAAAAUGUCAUCCAAAUGACAGCUAACUUGUCUUAUGUAGCAAUGUGCAUUGAUCUCAAUGAGAUGUUUCUAUUUCUUAUUCUCUUACGUGAGAAUCUUACAGCAGGAAAAAAACUUUUGUUUGCCUCACCAUGUUAAUACAUGAUCACUCAACGUGCAUGCGUGUUCUCUCUCUUGACUUAACUUGUACAGUGCUAGGUAGACUGUUGUAACCCACUCUUUUUCGUUUUUAAUUUUGCGCUGUAUCAGAACUGGUUCUGUGUUAACCAGACAAGCAUAGCUGAAUCACCAGUUAGUUACAUUUUUAUGUUUACUAAUUCUGCUUAGUUGUUGUUAAAUAUGUUCUUUUCUCUGAUUAUUUUUAUUGCUACGGUGUUGGGGGAGGGGAACCCUUUUGGCGUGAUUUUUUUCAUGAGAAUUCAUGAAGUAAAUAAUUUGCAAAUAAUUGCAAUAAGCACUGACAUUUGAACUGAAGAGAAGGACAGUUUUCCUUGUGCAGUGCAUCUGACGUUUAUAGAAAGUCUUCUACUGUCCUGUGCUUUCUAUAAGGAAAGGAGAUAUACCCCGUCCACCUUUUCAUCAAGUGCACAGGCAGACUCUUUCUCUCCCCGCGUCACCCCCGUGUUUUGUUGUCUGUUGUACCUGCUGAAAUGACAGUAGUUGAAUAUUGCAGUAGCAUUUCAGUUAAUUUUUUAUUGAAAGUGCUCAGAAUUUGUUUUUUUAAUGUUUUCAGAAACAAUAAAACGUUUUAUAUUAA